This is a messenger RNA of Physella acuta, 2426 nucleotides long. Its product is annotated as leucine-rich repeat-containing protein 74B. Gene Ontology annotation, molecular function: protein binding. The record is from RefSeq and is a predicted model, not a curated record. NCBI's taxonomy places the organism in Eukaryota, Metazoa, Mollusca, Gastropoda, Physidae.
AAUCGGAAUUUCUGUUUAUUUGUAUGCGCUUAAAAACAUGAUGCAGAAACGGAAAUGGGAAAAUUAAAGACAUUUGUGUUGUUUUUCCUGCAGAUUUGAGUUUUAUUGCUAAAUAUGUCGCGUGUUUAAUUUUUCUGUUAGUAAAACAAAACUCACAGGUGAAAAUGGCGUCGUUUUUCGACCCGGUGUCCGUCGCCAUAGAAACCCUGAAAACAAUAGAAGGUGUUGGCUGUCAUAAGCCGGAUCCCAUACGAUUCAAGAUUCAACUCCCCGAAGACCCGGGCAAAUGGGCCAAGAUCUCGAGCUUCAAGCGAGGGCACAACAUCAACAAGUGGAGCAUCCGCUUCCAGAAGAAGUUGGGCAGGUCCACGCUAGGCUCAGACAAACAAAGGCGACGGCUGUCUUCAAGUGUCUCCCUGCCCGUCGUACUACAGGUCAAGGAGACCGAGCCGGAUGUGGUCGAGGUCACGGAACCGGUGCCGGAUGAAGUCGCACCGGAGGAGGCGCCCAAACCUGUCAGUGACCGGGAGUCUCUGGAAAAAUCUGCGGAGGCUUACGAUGCCAUGUUUUUUGGUGAUGACAGAACUGGCGAGGAAGAAGACGAGGAAAUCAAAAAACUCUCCGGCUUAGAUCGAGAACAAAUGCGGUACUUCAAGGCGUGUCAGAAGUUAAAAUGUAUACCGUCUAGACGAAUCAUGAGGUCAAUCGGUACAUUUGAAAUAGAACUCGCGACCUUGAAACUGAAUGACCUUGAAUUUAAAGCGUUUAUGGUCGCACUGAUUGCUAACGAUGAGGUCCAGCGACUGGACUUGACCGAGGCCAUCUGUAGCGAGGUGCAAAUGGCUUACCUGACGGACGUGUUUUCUGAGGAUACCAGGGUGACAGAUUUGAUUCUCGCGGAUAACUUCUUGACGUCUAAGUACAUGGAUCGGUUUUUUGAGACGAUGACACAGAGCGAUUGCCUGGUUUACCUUGACAUCUCAGGAAAUAAUUUAAACGACAGAGAUGCUCCAAUUCUGUGUGAAUACGUCAAGGACAGUUCCAACCUCAGCUACCUCUACAUGAGCCGGAACAAAUUCACGGCAGCCUCAGGGGACGCGUUUGGGAAAAUGAUCGCUGUCAAUACGUCUCUAGUCGACCUGGACAUCAGCAGGAAUGGAAUACGUGUGGAUGGGGCCGAGAAAUUCAUCAAAGGAUUGGCGAGAAAUUCCUGCCUGGAGAGACUCGACUUCUCCUGGAACGGUCUGGGAAAGCCUGGCAUCAAGGCUCUCAUCGCCAUGCUCAAGAAAAAUAGGUCGCUGAUAUUUAUCAAUCUCUCUGGCAAUAGAUUAAAUGGCAAAGAUAUGGAAAAGAUUUUACCAGCCUUGAAAAAAAAUACUACAUUGGAGCGAUUAGUGAUAGAACACAAUUGUUUAAUCAUGUCUGACGUCACUUUCAUACUGUCGGAGAUCUACAAGCUCAAAACUACAGGCCUUAAGAGAAUCGACUUGGGGAGUUACCAGCUAGUCGAGCCCAGCAUAGCGCCCCUGAUUGACCUUUUGUUCUGGGAAAAGAACAUUGACGUCAGGUACGGCAGCACGAUGUCACACAGCGAUGACAAGCAGAAGAACGAGGACGUCAUCUCCAGGUUCAGAGAUGACCCGCUGGCCCUAGUGACCCGUCUUAACGCUGAGGACCGGAUGAGGCUGGUCAAGUAUUUCGGCGGCAUCGAUCUGGAGGCGGCCAUCGAUACGGGAGAGGACAUCCAACAGGAAAGUUUCUUGGACAAGAUGAGGAACAAUAAAGUAACCUUUAAGGACCUAGCCAACCGAAUCCUGAGGGUGGGCGGGAACCCCAAUGACGUCAUCAAGACCUGUCUGGAGAUGGCCCAGGUUACAGACCCGCGAGCUCAGCUGGUGGCCAGAUACAGCAUCUCGGCCAACCUGGCGAGGAGAUUAUAUCUCAAGUCUCGGAUCCUAGGGGACUCCUAGAAUCAGCCAAUCAAAUUCAAGCACAGCCAGCCUGUCGACCAAUUGAAUGUCGUUACUAUAAGUCUUUCAACCAAUGGGAUUUUAGUUUUGAUAAAUAUGUCUUUCAACCAAUGGAAUUUUAGUUUUGAUAAAUAUGUCUUUCAACCAAUGGAAUUUUAGUUUUGAUAAAUAAAAGUCUUUCAACCAAUGGGAUUUUAGUUUUGAUAAAUAUGUCUUUCAACCAAUGGAAUUUUAGUUUUGAUAAAUAAAAGUCUUUAAAACCAAUGGGAUUUUAGUUUUGAUAAAUAAAUAUUUACAACAAAAUGGAUUGUUUGGGAUUAAGAAAAAUAUUUUGAAAAUGGUUGCGGGUUUUUUUACGAAUGUUUAUUUAUUUUUUUAAACCUAUGCCUUUUUUUUAUUCCAAACUAAGCAAGACUAAAUAAUUGUACUGAUAUAAUUUUAUGAAAAAAUAAAUAA